Anisakis simplex (herring worm) is the source of this 271-nucleotide messenger RNA. The record is from the annotation of a GenBank genome assembly. NCBI's taxonomy places the organism in Eukaryota, Metazoa, Nematoda, Chromadorea, Rhabditida, Anisakidae.
CCACCUGGACAAAAUGGACAACAAGGUCGUCCAGGAAAUCCAGGUGCAGCUGGUGCUCCUGGAAGCUGCGAUCACUGCCCACCAGCUCGUCUCGCACCCGGUUACUAAUCAUUUCAAUGAUUCAAGAUCACUGUUUCGUUUCAGUGAUCCGUUUUCGACUAAUGAUCACAAUGAUAUAUUCUUAGCGUCCUUAUUCUUCUUAUUCACUUCUGUGUUCUCUGAAAGCUUUGUACUGAAAUAUUUGCAAAAGAACCUUCUAAAAGUUUCAUAA